Molecule: messenger RNA, 1898 nt
Organism: Helicoverpa armigera (cotton bollworm)
Lineage: Eukaryota; Metazoa; Arthropoda; Insecta; Lepidoptera; Noctuidae
Product: esterase FE4
Exons: 3
Coding region: 176-1840 (554 amino acids)
Source: RefSeq, a predicted model, not a curated record
UGGUGGUUGAAGGGCAAUGACCAAUAGCAGCCUUGCUAAAUGCGGGACGCAAGCGGCGGAGCGCGGGGCAGGGAGAGGUUGAGCCGCUAUUGACAACGACAACAGUCUGCACCUUGCACUUGCCAAAAUUUCGGACCUUCAUUGUUAAAUUAACAACCUAGUUCUUAAAUUAGUGAUGAAUCUCAUAUUGAUAGUUCUAUCAGUGGUGGCUUUAACUAAAUGUGAUGAGGGUGAGUGGCGGAAAGUACAUAUUGCACAAGGAGAUUUGCUCGGACGCAAGGACCCGGCCUUUGGACUGUACGCCUUUUAUAAUAUUCCGUACGCCAGCGUGCCAUCUGGACCGGACCGGUUUAAGGCUCCGCUCCCGGAACCAGUAUGGGUGCAACCAUUAGAAGCAGUCGAUAAAGGUGUCAUUUGUAUGCAGGCUCCUACAAAAUUCAUAGACAUAAAGUCUAAAACAGUGCAGGAAGAUUGUCUCAUUGCGAAUAUAUUCGUCCCGGACACUGAUGAGAAACGUUUACCUGUAAUAGUAAACAUACAUGGAGGAGGAUUUGAAAUUGGUUAUGGGGCCAUGGUGUCACCUAAGUACUUAGUACAAACUAAAAAAGUAAUUUUAGUCAACUUUAAUUACCGACUUGGAGUACACGGGUUCCUGUGUCUGGGCACGAACGAUGUUCCCGGCAACGCUGGAUUGAAGGACCAAGUGGCACUGCUUCGCUGGGUGAAGAAGAAUAUCGCUAGCUUUGGAGGCAAUCCUGAUGACGUCACACUGACAGGCGGCAGUGCAGGGUCAAUAUCAACUCAUUUGUUGAUGUUGUCAAAGACAGCAGAAGGACUUUUCAAUAAAGUAAUCCCGGAAAGUGGAGCUGCCGUGUCCUCUCUUUCGGUUCAGUUAGAUCCACAUGAAGAUGCUAAGAUUUACGCUCAAAUGUUAAACUUUACUAAUGUCGAAGAUUUUAAUGCAUUAGAAGAAUUUUAUAAAAAUACUCCACUAGAGUCAUUGCUCAUUAGUACACUUACCUUAAGAACAGACUCUGUUUUGUUACACGCGCCGUGUAUUGAAAGCCAAACUAGUGAAGAAAGAGUUUUAGAUGAUUCACCGUACAAUAUAAUCAAAAGUGGUAAUUACAGAAAAGUUCCUAUAUUAAUUGGGACCAGCAAUAUGGAAGGAUUAGUUCAAAUACACAAUUUGGAAACCUGGAAAGUUGCUAUGAAUGAAAAGUUUUCAGAUUUUCUGCCCGGUGAUUUGCAAUUUGCCAAUAAGGAGGAAAAGGAAGAAAUAGCUAAGAAAGUUAAAGAAUUCUAUUUUGGUGACCAGCAGGUCGGUGAAGACACAAUAUUAACUUAUGUUGAAUACCUCGGCGACAUUAUGUUCAAUUUUCCUACUUUAAGAUCAGUCAAGCUACACGUAGAAUCUGGCCAUGAUCAAUUAUAUUUAUAUCAAUACUCUUUUGUGGAUGAGAGUACUCCGUUUGUACCUUUCACGAAGGUGCGUGGUGCUGGUCAUUGUGCUCAAACGGGUGCCGUACUCGACGGAGUUCCUUUUGUAACCAAUGACGAAAGCAAUUUGACGGUGGAAUACAAACAAAUGAAAUCCACUAUCAGGGAUAUGUGGUACAACUUCGUUGUACAUGGAACGCCUGUGUUGCAUGGAUCAUCCUUGCCCGCUUGGCCGGCAGUAGGUGCAGAUGGCAGUCCACAUAUGUCUCUAAAACAACCAGUCCAGCUGGGUGGAGCAUUCAUGGAGAAGAGGGCAAAAUUUUGGUUUGAUAUCUACGAAAGAUAUUAUCUGCAACCGGUGCCGCCACCUCAGCCUCCACUAGACCACUUAGAGCUGUGAUCAUAAUAUUAAGACGUAGCUUUGAAGAAUAUGCUUAAAUAAAAUGUGUUAAAACUUC